Amoebophrya sp. A120 is the source of this 2838-nucleotide messenger RNA. NCBI's taxonomy places the organism in Eukaryota, Dinophyceae, Syndiniales, Amoebophryaceae. The record is from the annotation of a GenBank genome assembly.
CCUCGAUCGCCGCUAUCGAGUAAGUAGCACCUGAUACUGUACUUCCAGGACCUCUAGUGCCGAGUUCAGGAGGCUGGGCUCUGCGCUUCAUACUGAAGCUUACUUAACGAAAUUGUUUCGAGCACACUUUAUUUCUCAAAACCAAACAAGAUGGCCUCGCCCUACCUCAACCUCAAGCCGACCGUGAGACUCGGACGCGGCAUUGUCGUUGUUCCCGUACUUCUCGCGGUUCUCUGGGCUUUUCUCGCGUUCGCCGAAAGUCAGAACCUCCGGGGCGACAAUGCGCCCCCCCCCCGCGAAAGUGUCGUUGGCACUGUCAGCGGGGGGAACAGCGACAGCACCGAAUGCCCUCACGAAAGAGGAUCGGGAUGCCUUUCGCGAGAUUUAUGAGAAGAAAAUGAGUAAGCAACAGUAUUUUAUUCAUUGAAUAGAGUCAACAUAUUUUAUUGAUGUUCAAUUAUCAAUGUGUGUUCAAUGUUUUUUUGCGAUUGCUGCUUAGUUCCUUUGUUAUGUUGAUGCGUGACCAUUUCUAUCUCAUUAAUCAAUGAAUACUUUUCUGUGUCGUGGUCGUGCUGGUGCUGUUUGUGUGGUCCUCCUUUUCGCUGUUUUGAACAAAAGUGGGUUCAAUUUGGCAAGAGCGACAUUGAAAAAUGUAUGCGUGACAUUUGUCAGGUUUGAUCGAGAGAAGCGGGCUCGGCCUCCCGACAAUCGGCUUCAUGCUGCAUGUCAUGGACCUGACCGGCGGAAAUCUGGACUUUGCCGUGCAGGUGUACAACUCGGGGGAGAUCAACGCGUUUCUCGCCCUGGAUGUCAACAAGGACCGCAAACUCGACGGCCGCGAGUGCCCCUGCUUUUUUGCGCGGAUGAAUCCAAGCGCCGCCACGACGGAGGAGGAUCCCGCCACCGGCCUGGACUUCAUCGCGUUCCGGAACGCCUGCUCGGUGCCGGCAGGGGAGGACUCCGCGUUUCUCGAGAGGAGUCAAUGGGACUGGCGCGAGCAAUCGGCGUGGGAAAGAGCCUGGCAUCGUUUUGAGAAAGGCGGCCCACUAGCGGUUUGUUUUAGCUGCUGGCCUACCUUCCAGGACACGGGCAAACCUUGGCUCCGCGGCGAGUCUAGUGGCCCGGAGAACUCCGCAGCUAGGGAGUCGGACGAGGAAAUAGUACGUGAUAAAUAUACCAAAACUUAUUUCAACUUUUUCAGUCAGUGCGGCUGCGGGUGCGGUACAGAGCUCCAUUUCGUACUCUGCAGGCCGUGUGCUCUAGCGAUAUGAAUGUCAUGUCGCCGUUGAUACUACAAAAUGGAUACCUCGAUCUUGUCAGGUAAUUGAUACCAGGUCGAGCUCUAUUUCGUCGACGUCGAGCUCGGCCUCGUCGAGUUCGGGCUCCUCGUUCUCGGGCGACGCGUAAAAAUCCGCUUCAUGAAUUUCUGAUCGACACACGACCUUUUAGAAAGUCACCUCCUGACGCAAACGCGACCGUGUGCGGACGAGACCUGAUUUUGAUCGGAAGCUGCACUAUGCAUUGCAACUAUGUCUCCGCCUGGAUCUCGUCUCUGUGAUGCUAUUUUCUACAAUAAACAGAGUCUGCAUAUAUUGCACGAAGCGGUUUGGGGAGCUUUUUCGUCGUGCUGGAGGUCGGUUUGGCAUGCGAUUUCCAAACGACUCGGCAACAAGCUUGCAAAAACUUGCCAUGCAUUUAUUAUCUGCAGCAGACCGGUUUCUCAUGCAAGAAUUAGCCAUACACACGCGCACAGGUCCGCUACUUCUACUUUCCAGACGCAGACAAAGACAUAUUUGCAGCGCAUAUGGGCGUAAGUCGCAUUCUUGCGUUUGCGAAGCAGCAGCCGUAGUACCAUCUUCCGCUUCUGCGGCACCCGCAUGAAGAUGUGCAAUCAGAAGAGGCAAUCUAAAAACUUCACUUUUAUACAACUUUCAGAAACUUUAUACAGCUUUCCAAUCUCACCUUUUAUUUUAUUUGCACACUUAUUAUUACUUUUUCAGAUUCAGUGUAUGUAGAUUCGGCUCAAGAACUGUUUUAAUUUCCGCAAAUUAGGGCGUACAAGCAGAAGCAAGCCAAAGUCGCUUAGCCGCGUCCUCUUUUUGUUUAAGCACUUAAUAAGCACUAAUUAAUAAUUUGUAUUGUUACACUGAGCAACUUCUUGUUUCUUUUGUCAAAAGUUGUACGAGGGCGCACCAAGGAGCACGCACGUACAGCAAAACGGCAAGGAGACUAGACUUCUGCAUCCGACAAGAAACCCUCUUCAUUCGAACUCCCGUACUAUUGUAUUUGAAAGAGCGUAUUUAUUGUUACGCUUACAGUUGCGCCUGAAGUAGCUUAUUGUAUUCGGAAGAGGUUCGUAACGGGGAGAGCGAGGUAGACGAGCAGGAUAGAGAAUCGCAUCUAUAUCUGUUUGCUUAUCGUGCCUUACAGAAUACCUUGCUAAGUUUACGCUUUUGCUUUUACAUCUGUCACGAAAUAAAAAUGAAAUUGUGACGCGCUGAACUACGAGUUUGCGCAAUAUUUGAUGCAAGCGUUUCUGAUCUCUUCGGUCGCCAGUCGACGCAAGGAAAAGAACGGUCGUGCACUCGACACAAACUAAAAUCCGAACGCCUGUGGGCGAUCAAGAAAAUUUCCAAAAUUUUUGAAAUAAAUGUCAUGUACUCACCGCAAAUAACUACAACGAACCAAAUACGACGUGAGCACGCCUCAAUAAAGCAGAGCCAGUGUCACAUCGACUGUGGUCGUGUGCUCGCAGUGUAAAAGCUAUACGAACGCUCCGACUUUUCUGGGUACAAUAUGUUGAAAGAGUGAUCGCGUGGCGCAGUGUGUAUCGCCGAC